Messenger RNA from Acanthosepion pharaonis, 705 nucleotides. NCBI's taxonomy places the organism in Eukaryota, Metazoa, Mollusca, Cephalopoda, Sepiida, Sepiidae. The record is from the annotation of a GenBank genome assembly.
AUGUCUUUGUCUCCAUCUUUUAUCCUUCUAACCCCUCUUUUUCACGCUGCUUGCUGCCUAUUUCUCUUUGGGUUUAACACACUUUUUCUUUCAUUGUCUUUGUCUUAUUUCUUUCUAUUUCUCUUUCCUCACAUCGUCCUUGUCUUAACGCUUAUCUCUGUUUCUUUCUUUCUUUCUUUCUUUCUUUCUUUCUUUCUUUUAAUGCCUGUUCCUCGUUUGGCUGUUUCUUUCUCCUCCUCCACUUUUUUACCCUCCUCUAUUUUUUAUUUAAUCUUUCUUUUCCACAUUCAAACUUUUCCUUUUUCUUUGUUGAAUGCCGUUUUUCUAUGCGUUAAUGUUGUUUAUUUUUCUCGCUUACUUUAUCCCUUCCUUCCUUCAUCUUUUUUUUCUAUAACAUUUACUUUCAUCCUUUUUUUUUGUCGUUUCUUUCUCAUGUUUUCCCUCGCAUUUUUCUUUUUUUUUCUUUUUUCAGCCAUUUCUCAAAUUCCGUCGCUCUCUUCAUUUCUUUAUUUUUCCUUUCUAGUUAUUUCUUUCUAUAGAGUUCCGCGGCUUAUAUCGCCAUUAAUCCACUACCACUUCAUUCAGCUAAUAACUAUUAUACUCUCACUUCGUCCACCCUUGUUACUACUCAACUCUAACUGCCACCCCAACACCUCCUACCGUCAACAACAUUAUAAUAACAAUAAUUCUUCAUUGUCUUUCUGA